Messenger RNA from Cuscuta epithymum, 1323 nucleotides. Lineage: Eukaryota; Viridiplantae; Streptophyta; Magnoliopsida; Solanales; Convolvulaceae. The record is from the annotation of a GenBank genome assembly.
CUCCUCGUGAGGCGAAUGUGAAAUACCUAGUAGUAGGUUAUAUAUAAUUAAUUAAUUAUAUAUAGCCCACGUAUGAUGUUGGUAGCUUCCUUAAUUAGUAUCUUCAUCUGAUUUCGUAUAUUUCUAUUAUUAUUAUACUCCAAUCCAUCCGUAUAUUUGUCUUACUAGCUAGCUAGCUAGCUCAGCUCCCUGCUGCAGGCCGGCCGGUCAGUUUGAGAUUUCAUUUUCCGAUCGAGUUAAACUCCGGCCUGGCCUGGGCAAUAUAUAAUUAUGGUAAUCGAUCAAGACUUGCGCUUCUACGUUGGAAUUAUAGGAUUUAUCCCCUCCAUUUUCAUCUUCUUCUCCCCCGCGGAAGUAUUUUGGAGGAUAGUAAAGAAGAGAUGCACGGAAGAAUUUGAGAGCAUCCCCUAUAUCUCUGCAUUGCUGUGUUCAUCCCUUUGGUGUUACUAUGGCUUCACCAAACCCGGAGAGCUUAAGGUUUUUACCAUUAACGCCAUAGGCGUCGUUGUCGAGUCCAUUUACGUCUUCAUCUUCCUCAUCUUUGCUCCUCCAAAGAUCAAGCGGAAGACAGCCGGACUGGUCGGCUUCCUCAACAUAGGGUUUGUGGUAGCGGUGGUUUUGGUAACCAAGUUGGUAUUUCAAGGAGCUGCUUUGAUCAAUGCCAUAGGGUAUCUAUGUGUUGGAUUGAAUAUAAUCAUGUAUGCCUCCCCCUUGGCUGCAAUGAGGACUGUAAUGAGGACGAACAGCGUGGAGUUCAUGCCGUUUUACCUGUCAUUGUUCAUCUUUCUAAACGGUAGCGUUUGGACGUUAUAUGCUUUCCUAGACCACGACUGGUUUCUUGGGGUGCCAAAUGGGAUGGGCUUCAUAUUUGGAGCAGCAGAGUUAAUACUUUAUGCCAUUUACAGUAAGUUAGAAAAAGAAGCCAAACAUCCCACCACUGUUUUCGAAGACUACACACAAAAUGAGCCCCUUAUUCCACCUUCAAAUCACUAUGGAGUCGUUGUUCAAGUAUAGACUUGUAUUAUGGAUGUAAUACGAUGCCAGAAGUUCAACCAAAAUAACGAAAAGUACAUGGACUGUCUGCAAAUAUUGAUACCACGAGAAUUAUUGUUAUUGUUAAGUUCUUGUUCAAUCUGAUGGUUAUUAUAUUUUUUUGUAUGAUUACGUACAUUGUAUUUAAUUAUUCAUUUGAGCAAAUUGUAUCCUAUCAAAUAUUCAAAUGUAUUUGCUACUUUGUUUUGACAAAAUUGGUUGGAUAAGUAUUCUCACUUGAUCAAACAAAAUCAACCCUUGUUUUUAUUUUUAAAACAAUAAACCUUAUUU